Messenger RNA from Xiphophorus hellerii (green swordtail), 3053 nucleotides. Its product is annotated as calpain-5-like. Gene Ontology annotation, biological process: proteolysis. The transcript is spliced from 13 exons. Bases 289 to 2202 code for a protein of 637 amino acids. The record is from RefSeq and is a predicted model, not a curated record. NCBI's taxonomy places the organism in Eukaryota, Metazoa, Chordata, Actinopteri, Cyprinodontiformes, Poeciliidae. Gene Ontology annotation, cellular component: cytoplasm. Gene Ontology annotation, molecular function: calcium-dependent cysteine-type endopeptidase activity.
UCAGCCGUUUUACAUGACACACACUCCCACGCACUGAUAUAGCCGUCAGUCCAGUUUUCUGACCCUGUUUUUGUUUCCUCACAGUAGCAGAGUAGGAAAUCUCAUUUCAUCUCAAACAUUCUGCGCAAGGUGUGAUAGAGAUCUGUUUUGUGUUGUGGCUCCUGAAGCUGAAGUGUGGACUGACUUGUAAACACCUGACCUGGAGUUUGAGGGAAGAUCGAAAGAUUCUGGGCUCAUCUUCACAAGAAUAAGACUUUCCGGUUUCUGUGAGGCCUCAGCAUCUCCACCAUGCCUGUCGCUUAUAGGAAUCAGCACUAUGCUGAGCUGAAGAAGCAUCACAACAAAGAGAAUCUGUUUGAAGAUCCAGAGUUCCCAGCCACCAAUUCAUCUAUUUAUUACAAGGACCCCCCUGAAGGAGUUGAAGUUGUGGAGUGGAAACGACCCGGAGAAAUAUGUGAAAACCCACACCUCUUUGUAGAGGGCAUCAGCUCUCAUGACUUGAACCAGGGAAGUGAGGGAAACUGCUGGAUGGUUGCUGCCUGUGCCUGCCUGGCUUUAAAAUCAGACCUCUGGAAGAAGGUAAUUCCUGACUGGAAGGAGCAGGAGUGGGAUUCAAACUAUGCUGGGAUUUUCCAUUUCCGGUUCUGGAUCUUCGGUGAGUGGAUAGACGUGGUGAUAGACGACCGGCUGCCGACAAGCAACGGAGAGCUCAUCUACUGUCAGUCAAAACAAAACAAUGAGUUCUGGAGCGCCCUGCUGGAGAAAGCCUACGCCAAGCUCUUUGGCUGCUAUGAGUCCCUGGAUGGAGGCAACACUGGAGAUGCUGUGGUGGAUUUCAGUGGAGCCGUGGCGGAAGCCAUCGACCUGCAGGAAGAGAAAUACUACACAGAUAAAAAAACACAAGAUAAGUUGUUUGAUAAUCUUCUCAAGGUGUGGGAACACAAUGGAAUCAUCAGCUCCUCCAUCAAUCCGCAAGGAUUUGAACUUGAGUCAAGGACGGAUAACGGGCUGGUGCGAGGCCAUGCGUACUCGGUAACUGACGUGAAACGAGUGCAGUUGAGUCACGGGCUGCGGGCCUACUUCAAGAAUGACACCAUUCCACUCAUCCGCCUGAGAAAUCCCUGGGGUAAAAUUGAGUGGACAGGAGCGUGGAGUGACAGUUCUGUAGAAUGGUCAAAGAUCGGUGACGCAGAAAGAGGCAAUCUUGGCAUCACAGUGGCAGACGAUGGAGAGUUUUGGAUGUCAUUCACAGACUGGUGCAAGAACUUCACUGAUGCGGAUAUUUGCCAUCUAAUGAACACCUCACUGAUCAGCACUGAGAAGAACUGGAAUGAGGCAGUGAACUUUGGGAAAUGGACUCGACACAGCAACCCCCUGCUGAACCGCUGCGGCGGUUGUAUUAACAACAAGGAGACAUUUCUGCAGAACCCGCAGUACUUGUUUGAUGUCACCAAAGAAUCUGACGAGGUCCUGAUCUCACUGCAGCAGAAAGACAGAAGGAUCUACAGGAAAGAAGGUCAAGGAGACAAUCUAGACAUCGGCUUCAGGGUUGUAAAGGUGGAGGUGAACCGGAAGUAUCGCCUGCACAACAUGGAGACGCUAAAAAGUAUGCACAAGUCCACCUUCCUACCUGCUCGGAUGGUGUUCAUGAGAUGUGAGAUGCCAAAGGGCCGAUAUGUCGUCAUCCCGACCACCUUCGAUGCUUUCAUAGAAGGAGAGUUCAUGCUCCGUCUUUACACGGACGUGGACUCCGGCUGCCGGGAGCUAGUGAAGGACAAACCACAGACUAAAUGUUGGACUCCGCUUUUUGGAUAUCCUCAAGUCGUUACCCACAUAUAUGUGGACAGAGCUGAAAUCGGUCAGCAAGGAGACCAGGCAGAGGGCAUAAACCCAUAUUUGAUCAUUUCCUGCGAGAGCCAAUCAGUGAAGUCCAUCGCCCAGAAGAACUCUUUGAUGCCGGCGUUUCAAUUUAGCGCCAUUUUCUUCAGGAAGAAGGUCAGAGAGCCCCUAACAGUGCAGUUGUGGAGCGAUGACCUUGGAUCGGACAAAUUCUUAGGGCAGGUCACGCUGUCCGGGAGGCCUGAUGACGUCUCUCACCCUCAGCAGCUCCAGCUGAAGAAUAAAGGCAGUAAGGAGGCGGACAAUAUGCCCGGAAAAAUCGCCCUGAGGAUCCUCACUUCAGACGAGCUGACGGCCUUAUAAUGAGACGGCGCCUUCAUCAACAUUUAAAACAUACAGUAUCUUUGUGUGUUGUCAAUGAACCAAAACAGCUCAAGCACUGUCCACGUUGAGUUAAUUUUUUAGAAAGUUAGGAGGAAACAAGAUGAUUCUGACCAGAUUUUGGGUUCAUUUUUUGAUUUCUUAUUAUUCUUAUUAAACAUGAGUAACCUUACUUUUAAAAUCGCAGCAAGAUGUAGAGAAACUCCACUAUUAGUUUAUAAAUCUAGAACAAACUUAGGAAGUACCACCAACUUUAUAGAAUCAGACAUGGAGAAUCAACAUUUAGCUUUAUAUUGUGCAAAUCUAGAACUCAACCUAGAACAACUGGAACCAACAUUUAGUUUUGGACCUCACUAAUCUUAAAAAAACAUGGAGAACCAACAUCUAUUUUUAUCAGAACAAGAAUCCAGAGAAAUCCCUACCAGUUUAUAUGGACGACUUAUUCUUACUCUUAUUAAACAUGGAGCCAAUAUGUAAUUUUAUACUUUUAAAUUUUUGUCUUUCUUUUGGUUUUGUUUGCAUUUCCUUCUAAUUCAUGUAAAGCACUUUGAACUGCCUUGAUGCUGAAAAUGUGAUAUAAAAAAUACUUUACCUUCUUUUUAUAAACAUGUUCUAGUUUGACUACUAUGUAUUUUUGGGAAUAAUUUCUUCAUGAAACUAUACUGUGAAUAAAACUGAAGUCAGUGACAUUAAAACUUGAUGCAAAUACGCCAUUACCCAUUAAAAAAUAUGCAUGCACCAUCUUUUGUAUCGCUUUUACCAACAAAGCAGGUGAUGCUUUGUUGGUAAAAUUAUGCAAGUAUGACAACUUAAAAAUAAAUGUAUUCUCCAGA